CUCGACUACUUGUGGCUGCGGGCCUGCGCGCUUUCAAUUACAAAACUGAUGCAUGCGUGAACGGGAGGAAUUGGUCCGGAGACCACCACUAUUCAGCAGUCGAUAAGGAACAGCAUGGAUGAAGAGGAACAGUUUGUCAACAUAGACCUCAACGAUGACAAUAUCUGCAGCGUCUGCAAGCUGGAGACCGACACAGGAACGCUUUCCUUCUGUCACAUCUGUUUUGAACUCAGCAUUGAAGGAGAAACUCAUCGAAGCAUCGAAGGAGUAUGCACGUCCACCCUGCUCCACUCCAAGUCCCUGCGUGGGCAUCGCGACUGCUUCGAGAAGUUCCACCUGAUCGCGAACCAGAAGCUGUGUCGUGGCAAAGGCUCCCGCAGCACCUACGAGGGCGUGAAGCGGGCGCUCAGCCAACGCCUCAGCCGCAUCGUCCAGCUGGCACAGAACCGAGACGCCAGUUCCGAAACCGGCUCGGGCCGUAACGGGUCUCUGUGCUAUAGUCGGUCGGGGGACUGUAAGCUACUGCCACAGUCGGACACGCAGGUGCCCAGAUAUGCCCCGCACUGGGCGGACGGACCCGGUCUUGGCAUCGCCACUCGUGACACGAGCGACACGCACGACUACGGCAAGGCGGACGUGCUGGGUUGCCAUAGUGACCACGAGGACCACCUCGGGGUGGAGCUACUACCGGUGGUUGUCGAUGGCGACCGAAGAGGGCGUCAUAACGCAGAGCUGGCACCGGGGUCAGCGCCGAGCAGUCAGGCCAGAAGACACCCAGCACAUAGCCAUGAGGAGUUGUCCAAGAUGAGUCUUGAAGAGCUUCACCAACUGAACGGCCAGCUCAUCCAGCAGAUCCAAAAAGUGUUUGAGGAGCUGAGUGUGGUGGUGCAGGAGAAGGACUCCCUGUCGUCUCAGCUGCACGUGCGCCACAUCGCCAUUGAACAGCUGUUCAAGAACUGCUCCAAGCUGCCCUGGCUGCAGAUCGGCAGGGCAGGGGUCAGGGCCAGCCAACCGCCCGUGGAGUGAAGAGAUGAGAAGAGAAAAGAAGAGAUGGAGGUGUGGAUGGAGGAGGAGACGUGAAUUUUAAAGCUGCCAGUGAAGAAAAGAGGUGGGGUGGGUAGAAGAGGAGAUGAGAGGAGAGGCCCAUCUCGCUCUUACAGAGAUGGUCUGCUCUGAAGUGAUGAAGUGAGGGAGUACUCCUCCAUUUUUACUUCUUGUGGAGUGAAGAGGUAGAGCUGGGGAUGGAGGAGAAGGAGAAGGGUCCUCCUCGUUAGAAAGGGUUGUUUGGGACGUGUUGAGUAAACGCUUCAAGACUCCAAACCGCUAAUUUUUGCAAGGAACUUUACAGAGAUUUUCUCCAUGUUAACCUCCCUGCCCUGGCUCCUCCGCCUCUUCAGCCUAAAGAAGGGUCCUUACAGGGAAGACAUUAUAUGUAUGGAAUCCUGCUCCCACUUCCAUGGAACCACUGCUCCAGUUCUCUUCUAUUCUGGCCUAGAGUGUUCUUAUGCUGCCGCGUUCUGCGUGCCUGCCUGGCAGCACAAUGUACGCCAUACUUGAAGACUUUCAAGGAGAAGAAAAGUAAGCGAUUAAAACAAUGUGUCACUGGUGGUGAUGAGACAUUUCAACAUUGUAUUCUUCAGAAAGGUCUGUGAGCUUCAGAGAGACAUGGACCUAAAGAGAACCAUGUUAGGACCACUAUGCAUAGUGCAAAAUUUUACUAUUCAGAGUUUGACUCGCCAAUGCGAUUUAUAAAUAUUAUAACCAUCAUCAUCAUCAUCAUCAUCAUCAUCGCCUAUGUUUUCUGUCAGGGUUGGUUGGCUAUUGCAAUAAGGUGCUUUUCUUUUUGUGGUAUAUUUUAUUUUAUUGGACUAUUUAUUGACCAUGCGUGCUUGCAUGUAUUCAUUAGCUUUUGUGAGGAGCAGGGUACAGCGCCACCAAUAGGGCUGAUCCAGAAGUGUCGCUGAUGUGGUUACUUCAUCAAGGGAAGGGAGGGCAUCAAUGUUUUUUUUUUUUUUUGUAGGGUGAUAGGGGUAAAUAUUUACAAGGGAACUCUCCUCUGAUUGGUUCGGCAGAAUCAACCAUGGACAACCCCAACCACCCUGCAAAAAACAAUACAGGGAGGGCAGGGCAGGGCAGGGGAGGGAAUGUUUACACUGGUAUGGAGUUUGUGGUGUGUUUGUAUGGUGUGGUGUACUGAAGGUGUGAUCCCCAUAGCUUUCAAUAGGGGGCGCUGAUGGCCAACCCUCCUGAGAGCAGAAGUGAAACCAAAGCAAAGCAAAAGCUGAGGGGCUUCCCAUGAGAAUUACAGCACACCACAUCAGCAACACUUGCCCUGGACUGCUCCUUUUGUUUAUCGCAUUCAUGUUUUUAAAGUGUUAAAUCAUGUGUCCGUCAGCGUCAGGGUAGAUCUCCAGAGGGGAUGGGUGGAGGAGAGAUGGAUAUCAUUCGGUACCUAGCUUUGUGUGUUGUUUGUGUUUGUGUCAUUUUUGACUCUUGACAAUGUCUGUCAUGAUGAUUCUUUUGGGUCACCUUCCUGAAGUGGCACGUCAUGUCAUGUCAUCAUCUGUCGUGUUGUCAUCACAGUGGAAAGAGAAAAGGGGAAAUGGACAUUUAGGGCCUUAACAUUGCAAAGGGACAUGGCAAUAUAAAAAUAAUAUCGCUCUUUUAAUUGGCGACUCUUCCUACCAAAGUCCUCAUUGCAGACUGAUGUCUGCGUUUGAUUUGAUUGACAUCCCCAACAGGCACAAUACCGUUUGAAGACACGUUUUAAAAAGCUAGACUGCGUACUGUAUGAUUCUGUAGGAAACGUGGUAUUUGUAUUGUUUUAAUUUUUUGUUGUUGUGUUGGAGUGUUUUAAAAUUGGUUUGCAGUGAACACUGUAUGUUCAUCUUACCACUUUUAUAUUUUAGUGAUCUUGUGUUUUCAUUUUAUCAGUGUUUUCAUCGGUUUUCUACUUUGACAAUGGAAUAUAUGAAUAUGUUUUAAACCCCACCUGAUCUGUGGCUAUGCAGUCUCCCCAAAGCAAUCUCAAACAGACUUCAAAAUGGAAGAAAUCAAAAUGGAACCACGAAGCCACCCGGUGGAGGCUCAGAGAACUGCAGCCAGAGAUGCGCAGGCUGCAUUCACAUGUAGUUUUAUUCUAAUCACAGUCGUCUAAAGAGAUACAUAGUUUUUGAAAUUUUGGAUUUGUGAAUACGAAUAUAAAUGAACUCUCUUUAUAAGAGAUGUAUUUUUACCCCCCUGUGGGGUACAAUAUGUUGUGAAAUACUGUGCUUUGUUGUGUGUCAUUGUGCGUGUGUGUAUGUGUGUGUUUGCUUGUGUGUUUACUGUUGUGUGUGUUAUGUUAUUUUUCUAUGACUGAAAGUGCAUUUCAUUGCAUGCGCUCGGUGUCCAUAGGCUGCAGAUGUGUGUUGGCUGGAUGUGAAGGCAGACUUACCCUCAUAACCACCAACAUGUAGUGAGGGAAACCUUUCCAUUAUCUAAACUUCCGUCCACCCUUGUGCUUGUGACCUCGUGAUGACCUUGUGAUGAUGUCGCAAGACGUCAUUGACGAUAGAAGUUAAAUUCAUUACCUUGCAAAAGCGCAAUUCAUUCAUUUUCUCAUUUGCAAUCAGGAUGUUGAAUGGGGGAAAAUCCCCCUAUAGCUGUGCGUAGGCCAUCGUUUUCUCCACGGAGACGGGGCGUCAGCGAAGCCACAAGAACAAGUUAAGGAUGGUAGUAUGGAGAAUGGAAUGCACACUUAUGUGCAGGGCCGCUGACGGCUUUGGCUGGGCCCAGGACAAAGUCAUCUGAAAGGGCCCCCCACCCUAGACUCUCAAUGUAAUGAUGAGGACCCAAUUAUGGGCCCCUCUAUGGGCCUGGAACAGCUGACCCCUUUGUCCCUGUUGUGCUCCCUGUGUGUGUGGGUAUGCACGCAUGUGUGUAUGUCAAGGUGUGUCCACUUUCACACACGUUUGGUUUUACACUCAACUGGGCUGUAAAGUGAAAUGCAAGACAUUUUUUUGCUUUUGCUUUUUUUUUCCUUUCACAGAGGGAUGGUGUUAUUGCAGAUGUCUGCAUCAUCAUUUGAUAUCUCUGGAUUCAUUUGUGUCAUUUCAUUUCAAUGGGUUGAUUUUCUUAUCCCUGAUUUGCUCUGUUGCGUGUAUGUGUGCAUUUCAGCCCAUGGGGAGUAUGUGAUGAACCUGGCUAAGUUAACCUACAGGAAGUGGUCAAUCUAACUAGAUAGCCCACAGUUGUCAUGUAGCUAAGAAAAUGGUGACUUUGGCUCUUCUAUUAGGUAUUUAUUCACUACCUCAAGGUAAACUUAACCUUGUUUAGCACUGUUUACUACUCCCCGUGGGCCUAUACUACAAAGCUGGUUCAGGAGUAAACCAGGUUAAGUUAGGGAUAAAUCAUAUUAGAUGAUUUACCUCUUAACCUAACCUGGGGUGAAUUUCUCAAAAGAGAAGUUGUUAGCCUGUUAGCAACUUCGGUAGUUGCCAAUGGGAAAAUGCAUUGAAAACAACAAAGUAGCUAAUGUAGUAAGCAACUUUGGUUUCGAGAAAUCCACCCCUGGUUUACUCCUGAACCAGCUUUGUAGUAUAGGCCCUGUGUCCUACAUUAUUUCCGCUAUUAUUAUUAUUAUCAUCCUGUGGUUGAGUUGAGUUUGACAGUAUUUGCAGUGCAUCCUCUGCUGGGUGUGUGUGUUGCUGCCACCACUGCUUCCGACUGUUUCACAUGCAAUAACGUCUCUUGUUUUAUAUACAUACAGUAUAGCCCUGUAGAAAAUGACCCACCUGUGUGAUGAUGGUUUGUUUGUAUUGCUUUAUUUUAAACAAAUAAAGGUAUUUUCUUAAAAG
Molecule: messenger RNA, 4838 nt
Organism: Engraulis encrasicolus (European anchovy)
Lineage: Eukaryota; Metazoa; Chordata; Actinopteri; Clupeiformes; Engraulidae
Gene: c7h21orf91
Product: chromosome 7 C21orf91 homolog
Exons: 6
Coding region: 115-1026 (303 amino acids)
Source: RefSeq, a predicted model, not a curated record